ACCCAAGAACCUGCACCAUUGUUGUGGAAUACUCCUAAACCUAGUGCCCUUACAUAGCCCCUUCCAUGGAAGCCUGGACACAUAAUCACUGGAACUCUCUCGACCUUGGACAUGAGAUAAAUCAAUGUGGACAACUUUCUGUUAUUUCCAAAUGAGUGACUUUACAUCCAAAAGGGCAUAAUCUACAGCAACAUGCCAUUGAAAACAGGAUUACUCCUCAUUCUGUUCUUGUUUACCCUGCAAGCCACCAGAAUCAAAGAUCUCAACAUUGACAACUUGAUUCUCGGGAUCAGAAAUGUGAAGUAUAGGCACUUCCUGGAGACUCCAUGGCCCAUCAAGCCAUUGACAGAUGGCAGAGUUUCAUUUUCUCUAGACAGGCAUAGAGCAAAGAGAUCUGCGCUGUUUAGUACAGGAGUGAAACUGUGUCCUCAGGAGAGAAUGGCAGAGGUCAUCACCAGCCAUAAAGCCUACUACAAACUAAGAGUUUGUCAAGAAGCUGUGUGGGAGGCCUUCCGGAUCUUUCUUGACAGAGUUCCUGACACCAUGGAGUACCAUCAGUGGGUGUAUGCCUGCCAGAGAAACUCACUUUGCAUGGAUGAUUUGGCCCAAAAUUUUAGUAGCACACAGGAGCAUCUUGCCAUGGUAGCCAGUAGAGUGAAUGCUCAAGAUGAACAGGAGAGGUCUCUCACACCUGCACCAGGCGAAAAAUGUUCAAAGAGUCCUGCUGAGCUUUUCAUCAUGGAGUCUGACAGAGAAACUGGGGCACCAGAUGUUGUCCCUCAGAGGGUGGCAGAGCACAUUGUGGAGUUCAGCGUGACAGUAGUAGACCCCAGCUACAGUAAAAUUCUGAGUGAUCCAGGAAGCCCUCAAUAUGAAGACAUCACUCGUAGUCUCCAUGAGCAGAUGCAGCAUGUUUUCAACAAACUUCCUGGGUUUAAAGAGAUUCGAGAGUUGGGAUUUCGAGCUGGAGGUGCAACAGCACGGUAUGCUGUGGUGUUUGAGACUGAUGGAGUGAGGGCUACAGGGGACACAUUGUCAGCUGAUGAAUCUGGCAUGGAGGGAGUUCUAAAGGGCAUGGUGACCAAGGCACUAAGCGAGGAUACAUCUCUACCUGUGGAUGAGCUUUCCCUUACUUUCGAGCCAGACUCUCCAACAGCAGAGGAGCAGGAGAACACAAGAUCAAGUACUCAGGAAACAGAAGAAACAGGAUUUUUACCUGGGGAAAUUAGUACACAGUCCACAGAAGUCACCUCCGAGGAGACUAUAAAUUCUUCUGGGAGUACUGGCAUCUCUUCUGGAGAUCUAGGCCCUGAUAGAACUAAAGUAGGGUUGGGUGAGUGGACAGAAAGGACUGUUACACAGGAGGUGGUACUUGAUAUAUCGUCCCCUGUGACCAAACUGGCUGCAAUAACAGAGCAGCCAGCCACAGAGCUAAUCACAAGCUCCUACCUUGAGGAUUCAAAGGAGGAAAGACUAAUAACUGAAGACACUUUAGUGACUGGAGGAUCUCCAAGAACCACUACAGUGGAUUACCCAUCAAAGACGUCUGAAGUCCAAGAGGAUGUUGGAAAUGAAACUGUUGCCACAGCUGCCUCACUAGACUUGGAUUCUUUUGAAGUAGCAAAAGAAUCUACUUCAACUCAGCCAGAAAUGGAUUUUGAUAUGACACCAGGGACCUAUCCAGCAGAGGCAACAUCAUCAAUCGUGGCAUCCCUAACCCUGACUGAGCGACCUCGAAAAGUUAUCUUUCAAGAAGAUGACUCAAUUGGCCACGCUGAACUUUUAGAGACUCUUACCGAAGGUCUGUCUUCACACCCUACUAGUCCAAUUGAAAGCCCAGAGUCGCCCAUCACAAUUGACCCCAUUGACCAUGUUGAGUCUCAAUUUGUACCUGACACUGUAGAGACACUCCAUCCUAAGGGGUCACCUUCACCCACUACAGAUCCAAUUGUCCCUGCAGCAAUUCCCUCAGGGUUAACGCCCACUGCAGGCCCCAUUUCACACAUGACCUCUGACAGUUUCCUGGAUGAAGAGGGACAGCCGCUCUGGACUUCUUCACCUCCAGAACGUGAAGGUAUUACAGAUAAUGACACUGACAUAAAAGAGGACUUAGAACAGUCUGACGAAGACACUGAGGACUUUGGGAGUGGAUUACCCUCAGAAAUAGAUGAGCACCCACAAUCCUCAGCUACUCCUCUAGGCCAUGUUACGGCUUCUUCAAUGAUGGCUUCUAACCAGGCCAAAGAGUUAGUGGUGUUUUUUAGCUUACGUGUGACUAAUAUGAUGUUUUCAGAGGAUCUUUUCAACAAGAGCUCUCCCGAGUACAAAUCGCUGGAAAACACGUUUCUCGAACUGAGACAAUUCUUUGAACCAAGUGACUCGCCAAACCCUGAGUCCUCUAGUCCACAGACUGAAAGAGAACAGAGGAUAUUAGCCUCAAUACCGCUCCUGCCAUAUCUACAGUCCAACCUGACUGGAUUUAAGGAGCUGGAAAUUCUGAACUUCAAGAAUGGUAGUGUGGUUGUCAAUAGCAAGAUGAAAUUAGCCAAACCGGUUCCAUACAAUGCUACGGAAACGGUACACUGCAUACUUGAGGACUUCUGCAAUGCUGCGUCUAAGAGACUGGACAUGGAAAUCGACUCCCAGUCAGUGGAUGUGGAAGCAGCAGAUCAUGGUGAUCCGUGUAAGUUUUUGGCAUGCAACGAGUUCUCUCGCUGUGUGGUCAACACGCUAACCACAGAGCCAGAGUGUCUCUGUGAUCCAGGCUAUAGUACAAUGGAUGGCCUUCCCUGCAUGAGCAUCUGUGACCUACAGCCGGAAUACUGUCUGAAUGGAGGCCUGUGUGAGAUCAUACCCGGACAUGGAGCUACCUGCAGAUGUCCUGUAGGUAAAUUCUGGCACUACCAUGGAGAACGUUGCAACGAACUGGUUUCUGUGCCAGUUGACCCUCUCCUUUUCGUAGCCUGCCUGGUGGGGAGCCUCUCAGUGGUUUGUGCUGUGAUAGGCAUCUUGAUUUUCAUUAACAAGAAAUGUAUAAGGACCAGAAAGAACUUGACGCUUGUGCAUUCACAAUCACCAUUCCCAUUUGGUAAUACUAUGAGAAUAAAUCCAGUUUUUGAGAAUGACGAUGGGGUCUUAACACAUGUGUCAAACAUCCUCUGUCCCAUGUGCUCUGACUCAUGCUCCUUACAACACUCAGACCAAGGCACAUUUCGAUCACUUGAAAGUGUACAGCUUAGUAUUGAGAUCCCCAGACAACUCAACACCAGAAGAUCGGAAAAGUUAGUGUCAGAAAUGGGUUCUGACUUCCAUCAGUGUUUACCACAUAACGAGGCAUGGCAGAUGUCCAGCAGGUCCUCUUGCUGUCUUUUGAGAAGUCCUGAUAGUGAAGGCUUUGAAGUGACUGUUUUAUGAUGUCCAGAUGCUAUUUUUAAGCUAAACGUGGCACCAAAGCUAUUCAGUGCUUUUAAAGGCAACUAAUCUUUGCUGAUUCUUGUAGACACUUGGUGAGUGUAUGGUACAACCACACUACUCAAUGAUCAGCCAUACUCUGAUCAUUGAGUAGUGUGGUUGGUACAUGUGUUAAGUUUGUAACAAACUUAAAUAACUGAUUUAGAUCUGUCCUGAGCCUAUUUGUAAUUGUACCUGCACACAAUUUUUUUUUAUUUGAGACAUGUAAUGUGUUGGAUGUUUUGAACCCUUGUCAAAGGUGCGUUUCCUCCCUCACAAUGAGGUAUUUAUUUACAAAUGGAUACACUGGGUGGUAUCCUAUAUACAAAAUAGAUUCUUUGUUUAAAUGGUAACCUAUUUUUAAUCUCUGGACUGAAUGUAACUGAAUGUAUUCUGCCACUUCUUAUGGUUAUUAAUUAAAUUAUUUCAAGUAUUUACAGUUUGUCUAGAAUGCUCAUAAAUUAAUUUCUUCCUUUAAAGGUGCACUCAGUAACUUUUUUGUUCGUGUCAUCUUGUGGAUGCAGCAUCAUUCAAAAUCAAGUUUUCAGUCACAGAUGUCAUUGUAGAAAUUCACUAUUCACAUUCCACCAUGACUAAUUUAAUCCAAGAGUGAAAGUGUCCAAUAGCAAGACAGUUACUGAGAUUAAGCGAGUAGUAUUCAGCUGGUUUAGUAUUCCUAAAAUGGCAGCCCCCAUGGGGGCGAACCUGCUCCAUGUAGAAUAAAACAGAUUUUAUAAGGUUACUGAUGUGACUAGAGUCCUCAUCUCAUGUGAUUGGUCAUGAUUUUAUACAUAGGUUUCAAAAUUAGAAUUCAUUGCUUCAGAAGUAAAACUUUUUUAAUAGGGAAAAGAUUACUGAGUGCAUCUUUAAUAAAUGGAAUAAUCUCUUUUACACAUUUCUCAUCAAUCACUUUACAAAAAUGUAUGGCAAUGAUUUCUUUGUUUUUACAUUAAACAGAAAAAGUUUGUAGUAUGUUUCU
This is a messenger RNA of Myxocyprinus asiaticus (Chinese sucker), 4429 nucleotides long. Its product is annotated as interphotoreceptor matrix proteoglycan 1-like. Lineage: Eukaryota; Metazoa; Chordata; Actinopteri; Cypriniformes; Catostomidae. The record is from RefSeq and is a predicted model, not a curated record. The transcript has 18 exons. Bases 193 to 3414 code for a protein of 1073 amino acids. Gene Ontology annotation, biological process: visual perception.